Messenger RNA from Peromyscus californicus insignis, 8801 nucleotides. RefSeq names its product zinc finger protein 618 (gene Znf618). The coding region runs from base 93 to 2957 and encodes 954 amino acids. The record is from RefSeq and is a predicted model, not a curated record. Lineage: Eukaryota; Metazoa; Chordata; Mammalia; Rodentia; Cricetidae. The transcript is spliced from 15 exons.
GGCGGCAGUGGUGGCAGCGGCAUUGUGCGCGCGGCGCAGCCCGGCCCGGGAGGAGCAGGACGCGCCGGGGCCGCCUCCUCCCGCACGGACCGAUGAGCCAGCCGGGCGGCGCGGCGGCUCCGCAGGCUGACGGAGCCAGUGCAGCCAGAAGGAAAAGCACGGUUAGCAGGGAGCGCUUGAAGCGCAGUCAGAAGAACGCCAAGGUGGAGGGCCCAGAGCCAGUGCCUGCUGAGGCCUCGCUGAGUGCUGAGCAGGGGACGAUGACGGAGGUGAAGGUGAAAACGGAACUGCCGGACGACUACAUACAGGAGGUCAUCUGGCAGGGCGAGGCCAAGGAUGAGAAGAAGGCGGUUGGCAAGGAUGGAACUGGCGACGUACCUGCCGAGAUCUGCGUGGUGAUCGGUGGUGUCCGCAACCAGCAGACCCUGGAUGGAAAAGCUCCAGAAGGCAGCCCCCACGGUGGAUCUGUUCGGAGCCGGUAUUCAGGGACCUGGAUUUUUGACCAAGCUUUGAGAUAUGCAUCUGGGUCCUAUGAAUGUGCGAUCUGCGGCAAGAAGUACAAGUACUACAACUGCUUCCAGACCCACGUGCGGGCGCACCGAGAUACUGAAGCCACCUCAGGGGAGGGAGCCUCCCAGAGCAACAAUUUCAGGUACACCUGUGACAUCUGCGGAAAGAAAUACAAAUACUACAGCUGCUUCCAGGAACACCGAGAUCUCCACGCUGUGGAUGUGUUCAGUGUGGAAGGGGCUCCCGAGAAUCGGGCAGACCCCUUUGACCAAGGUGUUGUGGCCACGGAUGAGGUGAAGGAGGAGCCUCCGGAGCCUUUCCAGAAAAUUGGACCAAAAACCGGCAAUUACACCUGUGAGUUCUGUGGGAAGCAGUACAAGUACUACACGCCCUACCAGGAGCACGUCGCCUUACAUGCGCCCAUCAGUACCGCCCCCGGGUGGGAGCCGCCGGAAGAUCCAGACACGGGUUCUGAGUGUUCCCAUCCGGAGGUCACCCCAUCUCCACGCUUCGUGGCAGCGAAGACCCAGACGAACCAGUCGGGGAAAAAAGCUCCGGCCUCCGUGGUCCGAUGUACCACCCUCUUACACCGCACCCCUCCAGCUACCCAAACUCAGACAUUCCGAACUCCAAACUCGGGAUCUCCAGCAAGCAAGGCAACCGCAGCAGAAAGCACCUUCAGUCGGCGAGUAGAAGGCAAAGCACAGAACCACUUUGACGAGACCAACAGCAGCUCACAGAAUUCCAGUGAACCCUACACGUGCGGCGCCUGUGGGAUUCAGUUUCAGUUCUACAGCAACCUGCUGGAGCACAUGCAGUCCCAUGCAGCUGACAGUGAAAACAACAUUGCCUCCAACCAGUCCCGAUCUCCACCUGCUGCAGUGGAAGAGAAGUGGAAACCCCAGGCCCAGAGGAACAGUGCCAACAACACCACAACUAGUGGUUUGACACCCAACAGUAUAAUCCCCGAGAAGGAGCGGCAGAACAUCGCAGAACGGCUGCUGCGGGUCAUGUGUGCUGACCUGGGUGCACUGAGCGUGGUCAGUGGGAAGGAGUUCCUCAAGUUGGCCCAAACCCUGGUAGACAGUGGUGCCCGCUAUGGGGCCUUCUCCGUCACCGAGAUCCUGGGCAACUUUAACACAUUAGCACUGAAGCACCUGCCACGCAUGUACAACCAGGUGAAGGUGAAGGUGACAUGUGCCCUGGGCAGCAAUGCCUGCCUGGGCAUCGGUGUUACAUGCCACUCCCAGAGUGUGGGCCCUGACUCCUGCUACAUCCUUACAGCCUACCAGGCUGAGGGCAACCACAUCAAGAGUUAUGUGCUAGGUGUGAAGGGUGCAGACAUUCGUGAGAGUGGUGACUUGGUGCAUCACUGGGUGCAGAAUGUGCUGUCAGAGUUUGUGAUGUCAGAGAUCCGGACCGUGUAUGUCACCGACUGCCGGGUGAGCACAUCCGCCUUCUCCAAGGCUGGCAUGUGCCUCCGCUGCUCAGCCUGUGCCUUGAACUCAGUGGUGCAGAGUGUGCUGAGCAAGCGGACGCUGCAGGCCCGCAGCAUGCACGAGGUCAUCGAGCUGCUCAAUGUGUGUGAGGACCUAGCAGGCUCUACGGGCCUGGCCAAGGAGACCUUUGGCUCUCUGGAGGAGACAUCACCACCACCCUGCUGGAACUCAGUGACAGACUCGCUGCUUCUGGUCCAUGAGCGCUAUGAGCAGAUCUGCGAGUUCUACAGCCGUGCCAAGAAAAUGAACCUCAUCCAGAGCCUCAACAAGCACUUGCUGAGCAACCUGGCCGCCAUCCUGACACCUGUGAAGCAGGCGGUCAUCGAGCUCAGUAAUGAGAGCCAGCCCACCCUGCAGCUGGUGCUGCCCACCUACGUCCGGCUAGAGAAGCUGUUCACAGCCAAAGCCAACGACGCAGGCACCGUCAGCAAGCUGUGCCAUCUCUUUCUAGAAGCCCUCAAGGAGAACUUCAAGGUGCACCCAGCCCACAAGGUGGCCAUGAUCCUGGAUCCUCAGCAGAAGCUUCGGCCAGUGCCACCCUAUCAGCAUGAGGAGAUCAUCAGCAAGGUGUGUGAGCUCAUCAAUGAGGUGAAGGAGUCCUGGGCUGAGGAGGCCGACUUUGAGCCUGCCACCAAGAAGGCACGUUCAGCCACCGGCGAGCACCCCACAGCUCAGGAAGAUGACCGGCUGGGCAAGAAUGAAGUAUAUGACUACCUUCAGGAACCCCUCUUCCAGGCCACUCCCGACCUCUUCCAGUACUGGUCAUGUGUGACCCAAAAGCACACGAAACUUGCCAAGCUCGCCUUCUGGCUCCUGGCUGUUCCUGCUGUGGGGGCUCGAAGCGGGUGUGUAAAUAUGUGUGAACAAGCACUUCUGAUCAAAAGGAGGCGACUGCUCAGCCCGGAAGACAUGAACAAGCUCAUGUUUUUGAAAUCUAACAUGCUUUAAGACUCAACUUUGGGGAACAACAAACAAACAAAAAAGACGAAAAGAAGAAAAACGUUAGGAAAACACACACAACACUGUCACAAAGAAAUUUAAGUUCUAAACACUGUGGAACCUCAUUGUAAAUGCCCCCUGGAAACUUAAGUGCUUUUUUUUCAGUGUGUGUAUGUUUGUGUGUGUGUAUAUUUGUGUGUGUGUGUGUGCACAUGUGUCCACACCCACACAUGACAUUUUGUGUGGGUAAAGGGUAUGGGGAGCUCAUGCUUGAAUGCACAGCCAGAAAAGCUCCACACGUGCAUGCGCGCACACUCACACACACACACACACACACACACAAACCUGGUGCGUGUGUGCAUGCCUGUCCUCGGGUGUGUGUGCAUUGAGCUGGGUGUGUCAGGAAAGCCGAGAGACUGGGAAAGCAGGAUGGCUUCACUUUCCUUGGGCAGGGGCUCUAAGGACUCCGUUUUCAGGUGUGCAGAUUGGGAGAAGCUGAGAUUGUGAAAUGUUCAGGCAGCUGAGGGCUGAAGUGGCUUGAACUCCCAUCCCCAACCCGAGCCCUUCCUUUCCAUUCCUCCAUCCCUUCAACCCAUGGUGCCCAUCCUCUGCCCCGGCUGCUCUGACAGAUUCUCCAAACUGCAUCAGAUGGACAGUUUCUGCACUGGACUUCAGUUCUUGUUUCACCUUCAGGGCAUUAAGCUGCUGUACCUGUGACCUCCCCUUGGAUGUCUGGGGCAGCUGCCUUAGAAUACACACUAUCUAUCUCCCCAAAUCAGGAAAGGAGACUUUAAAAAUAUAAAGCUGAUGUUUUACUUUUUAAUAUAAGAGAGAGAGAGAAAAAAAAAAGACUUUUUUUUCCAGAGAUGUAUAACUGACUCUACACUCAAGGUUUUUUCAUUUUGUUUGUUUGUUUGUUUGUUUGUUGUUUUUCCUCCAAUGCUUUAGCAAUUUUUUAUCUUUUGGGGGAUUCAGUUUCUUUUCACAUUUGACUUAGACUCUGCUGGGAGGCACUGAAUAUCGUAACUUAUGUUCUGGAGUUUUGUUUCAUGUUAUACUUUCCCCUUCUAGUGCUCAAGUCACACUGUAAACUAGCUCAUCUCACUGGUGGUAUUCAGGACUCACAAAACAAAGAUCAAGGAUAUGGCUGUGUGUCUGGAGUAGGGAGUGGAGAGGAGACGUGGUUCUUUGACUGUGGGGUUUGGUGGAAGCCAUAGUGGGCAGCAUGUGGUUUUAGGGGUCCUGAAUGUCAGCGAGAGAGCUACUGCCUGGUUCCUGCCUGUGGUAGUGUGAAUGUCCACCUCUUGAAUGUUUGCCCCUGGACUGACUCCUUCCUGCUGCUCGCCACAUGCUGACCUCCAGCUCUGCGGGGACUGUGGCUUCCUCCACAUUUGUGUCUACCAGACCCACAGUCCCUCUCCCUCCCCAGAUCCCAGGGGUUCUGGGAGCUUAUAGCACUCAGAGGUGCUCACAGGCACCUCUGACCUGUAGUCAGGGCGGUGGUGGGGCACAGUACGUUGCUGGCUGAACAUCCUUUGGGUGGAUGCGCUUCAUUCGAUGCUGUGAAAGGGGCUGUUAGCCCUCACUCUGAUCCCCCUGGCCAGGAGCUAGUGUUUCUACACACAGACCAGAUGCCAGGAGGGGACACCAUUCUCUUCAGAGGAUGAUGGGCACAACCACCCCAUAAAUAAAGACCUUGGUAUCCCUGAUUCUUCAGGGACCACAGCUGUGGGAUGGGGGUGCAUACACAUCAGGCUGAGAAUGUCCACCCCUGUGGGGCUAUUUGCAAAAGCACCUCUACCACCUGGGGCUUGGACUGCCCUCCUCUUCCUAGUCAUAAAGCAUUAUUCAACUGAAAGAUACCUCGACUUCAAAAGCACUGUACCCAUAGCCCUCUCCCUCGAGUCCCCAGCAGGACAGGAGUGAAGAGGGUUUAAAGACGCAAAGGCUUCCGAUUCUCUUCAAGGUUGCAGACACUGUCCUUGAGGACUAAGCCUGCACUCUGCCUCACAAGACGAACCCAGCUCUCCUGCAGAGUCUCAGAUAUACAGAUAGAUGAGAGAAGGCUGUGCCCACGUUCACUCCAGCAAGCUAUGUUCUCAGGAACCACCUUACAAUCUCUACUCCAGGGGGACUUCCAGGCAUUUUCAGCACACUGUCUUCAACUUGGGUCUUAACCAUCAGAGGAACCGCUGUCCACAGUGGAGAAAUCUAGACAGGAACUCAGAGUCGCUCCCUGAAGAAUGGAGAAAUGUCUUCAGACUGCUUGGGGAACAUUCCAGGAGGUGGGCUCUGGAUAGCUAAGGAUGGCUACCUCCAGUCUCCCUCAGCUGUUGGGGAAGGGGACACAACCUGGCACUUGUAGCCACACUGGGAGCGGGGUGCUGAGUGCGGUCAGUGAGAACAGAUUCUCAGGCAGAGCUGGGCUGAGCUGCUGUUAUUGGCUAAUCAUCAGCCAAGCCCAGCUGUGCUUUUCAAGCAUUCUUUUCGGAGCAUGGAACAUUCUGCCUCCAGAAAGAAAAUUAGUGUUAAACUCCAGGCUUCUGGUCAGAGGUCGUUACGUCCUGUCCAGUUCAUUGGCACCUUGAAUCUAUCCCUGGGCUGAGAUCGCCUCUGUAGGUUCAAUGUGAGCCUCAGUCAGUCCUCAGAAACCUGUCUCCAAGGCUGCCUCAUCCUCACAGAUUAUAAGAUGGCAGGCUGUCAAUCAUUUCUCUCUAGUGUCAUCAACUAGAAAGACUGUGCCCAGUGUCUGCUGUCAUGUGGGCAAUCUCACAGUGCACAUCCUGCAGCAAACAGCUCAAUAAAUCCCAAAGAUCUCCCAGGCCCAGCCACAGGCCCCAUCAACAGCAAUAGCCACCUUACCAAAUUCUACUUCAGCCAAAGCACUAAGAUAGGCUCUUCCAGUUCAUCUCCAAUGGCCUGGGCUGGCCUUGACCUUCAGAAAGUUUUUGUCAUCUGCCUCAUUCUUCUGUGACCACUAAAGGUCUUUACACCAGAGGCUUUGGGGGUCUGGGAGACCAGGAAGCUGGGCCAUUUCUGUCCUGUUCUCAUAGCUUACCUCAAAGCUGUAUGAUUCCCUGGCCAAAAAAUGGUCUUUGCUUUGACAUCCCUGAAUCCAAACAUGGAAGUAGAGAAGAUGCACUUCCAUUAGCAAGAUUCUCCAUGAAUCUGAGGUCACUUUGUUUCCCCAAUGAAGCCCAAGACAAGGCCUGCAGCUUGUUGGCCUGGGAUUCAACAUUCAAGUGGUCUCAGUCUGUGAGGAGUGGUUGUCCAUGGAAACACUUGUUCUCACCAUGACUCUGUUCUCAACACCCAAGUCUACCUGUCAAGCCUCCCUUGCAUGGCAUUCAGCAACCACGAAGCAAGAUGGGUGCUGAGCACAGCUGUCUGCGUUUCAUCCCUAGGGGUUGCCUGCACAGGAAGCCAUGGGCCACAACGCAUAUGAUGUCACCAUCCCACUUGAUGGCUUCACAUUUGGCCUUGUGGGGCUGGCUCUGGGCUGAGGGAAAGGUACCCGUCUCCUGGUGAGAAGGGCAGCUGGUAAUACUGAUGAGAACUCAGCUCCAGGUUUUUAGGAAGGAAGAGUCUUCAUUUCAGUUUGACUGAUUUUAUCUCCUGCACUUUGAAGAAUUGGAAGAAUUCGGCAAGGCAUGUUUUCCACUGUGAAGCUUUGGAGCCCAAGGUCCCCUAUUUUCCUGGCCUCAGGCUAGACUGCCCAAGGAAGGGGACACCUGAGGAGAGUCUGGGCACCAUCCAUACUCACUCUGAGGACAGAGGGUCACCAAGAAGGAUCAAAGCUGGGAUGCAGGUCAAGGGAUACUCUGUGAGAUGCCACCCAGACCCUGCCAUGUCAUGCUUGAAGAGGAGCACUCAGUAUCCCAUGAGCUGGGCCAAGCCCCAAGCUUCCUGGCCUUGGCAGUGGUGUGACACUAUUGUGUCUGGAAUAUAUCUAGAGGAAGGCUUCUGGGGGCAGAACCAAGAGACUGAGUCUCAGGCUAUAUCCUGGAGACAGUGCACAGGGGCUCCAGUCCCCAGGGCACGGGGAGAGCUGGCAAGGAGACUGCGCCUCCCUUUCACUGUGGCUAAUGUUUGCUAGGCCAUUUAUGGUGAACCAAUGAUACAGUGUUCCCUCUUGGGCUUCCCUCCCAUCUCCCCUUGGCAGGGGCUCUAAGGGGAUUCUAUGGCUGGGGUGGUUUUUUUCCUGUCUCCUUUGGAUCUGGGGAUGGCAGUCUAGAGAGCCCUGGCUUUGACCAAGGGAACCUGUGGUUUCUGAGCAGAUGUAGUCCUCACAUGGAAGAGGGUGGCACCUUCAGGGUUCCACUCCCCUAUGGGAAAUUGACAAGGCUUGGAGUUAGCAUUAGCAUCAUGACCCACCAAGGUCCUACCCACCCAAGCAUCCCGUUGGGCACCUUGACUCUUUGAACCAAAGUUCCUUAAAGGGGCACAGCCCAGCCUUGUCCUUAGGGGCCUGAAUUUGCAGGCCAUCCGGAAGGAGGGCUCCUCCCACAACCCAGGUACCCGAAGGCUCUCCUGGGACCCUUCUCCCACCCAGCAAGGGUGGGUGGCUUCCCCAGCAGGGCUCAAACUUGUGGCCUGAUGCAGGCUGGGUCUGGCCAGCCAGGAAAGAGCAAGAGCCAUGUGGCAGGGCCUUCUGGACCCCAAGCAUCAGGAAACCAUUUUGUACAACAACCUGGAGCAGAGAUAUUUUUUAAGAGGCAUGAGUGAUUUUCAGUUGUCUCCUGAUCCUGUCUUUUUUUUUUUCUUUGCCCCACAAUUUCAUGUGGGUGAUCCGUUCACAUCAGGUAAAUCUUGAGAACGCCUUGGUGCCCCCAUCCCUCUUGCCCUCCUACUCAGUGACCACAUGUGUGCGCCCCCAUCCUGUCUCAGUAGUAAAGACGUUCUAGGCAAUACCAUAGACACAUCCGUGUCUCGCUUCAAGUGCAAGAAACUCAAGUCAUCUUAAAAAAAAUUAAAAACACAAAAAAAUUUACAAAAAAGCAAACACACACACAAAAAAAAUAUCUUUUUUAGGCCAGAGUUUUCUACAGGUAUUAAUGAAUAUUUUUCUUAAUCCUUAUAAGUUUUAUGUGUUUAAUAUUUCUUAAUACCAGUAGCAUUAAUUUAUACUUUUGUAGCAACAUAAUAUUUUUAUAAACAGCCAGCGCUUGGCUCAAGUCUUCACGGGGGUUUAUGCAGGGCUGUCUUAGGGACCCUGUGUACCAUGUACUGUAUUUAAAAAAGUUCCCUAGGUCACACUUGCUGUGCUAAUUAACAAAGAUGUCGUUGGUGGUCUCCUGUAUCUAUGGCGUGGAUCCAGCAGUCCUUCAAGGAGCCACAUUGCAUGGGGGUUGAGUUGCCAGUUCUUGUGAUACAGAAACUCCCAAGGCCAAACUUGCGGGUUUCUUUAGGGUUUUCUGUGUGUCCUUUGGGGUGUUUUGUUUUUGGUUUGGAUACUGUUUCUCCAUUUUACAGCCAAGUCGAUUUCAUGAUGUUUAAAAAUUUUACUGAUGUUAAAUGGAGGAAAGGGACAGAAAAAAUUUAAAAAGAGAGAUUUUUUACAAAGUAAUAAAAUUUAAAACUGAGCUGUUUCAAUGUUGCUGUUUUUACCUGUCUGUUCUUGUCCAAAAGUGGAAUGUUCCCGUGGAGAAGAAGAAGGUUCCACUGGGUUCCUUAAGUCACCAAAAGCCCCAGCCCAAGAUUCAGUUCCUCCCCCGACUCCCAAAACAUCUCCCAGUUGGUUGAUGCCAAGGCAAAAAGACAUCCUUUCAAUGACUAGAGGAUCAGCCGCCUAGUGUGUUCACGAGUUCAUGUCAGUGUUGUAUUUAUGGUUUUACAAUAAAACGACUUUAGGAA